Molecule: messenger RNA, 2576 nt
Organism: Protopterus annectens (West African lungfish)
Lineage: Eukaryota; Metazoa; Chordata; Ceratodontiformes; Protopteridae
Product: zinc finger protein 2-like
Exons: 4
Coding region: 162-2024 (620 amino acids)
Biological process (GO): regulation of transcription by RNA polymerase II
Molecular function (GO): RNA polymerase II cis-regulatory region sequence-specific DNA binding; DNA-binding transcription factor activity
Source: RefSeq, a predicted model, not a curated record
AGACACACAGGAAGUAUCUGCUUGAAAAAGUUGGGACACCUUUUGCUUUUUUUCACAGAAUUACUUAGACGGUUUUUUUUUGGUUUUGUGUUUUGACUGUCCCUCAUGUGAUAAGCCUUACAAUCAACAGUUUCUUGAUUUCCUGAACGGUCUGAUUCAUCAUGAAGCUGGAGGUGCCAAAAACCUUUGAAGAUGUUGCUGUUGAGUUUUCAAGUGAGGAGUGGAAGAUGCUGAGUGAGCAGAACAAAGAGUUACACAGGGAGGUGAUGGUAUGCAACUAUGAGAACAUGAUUUCUUUAGGUUAUAACAUCCCAUUGUACAAGCUUUUGUUACUUAUUAUGAAAGAUGAAACGAAUCCAGCUGCUGAGACUGAAGGAAGAAUGACCGUGCAAAAAAAGCAACUUCCUGGUAACAGAACCUGCAUCACCAGGAAUGGAGAAUUCAGUUUCAUCCAGAGUCUGCAGUCAUCCUAUGGGAAACUCUGGGAUUCAGAAUGUGACAGAGAUCUGGCAGAUAAGAUGUUAAUCACAAGGCAAGACCCAGUUCAGACUGAAAUUAGACAUGAUAACUGCAGGCAAAGGAAUGAGUUUGUUGUGAAAAAUGAAUUAGAAAUGCAUCUGCAAAUUGAAGCAGAAGAAAUGCCACAUAGCCGACUUAAUCAUAGCAACAGUCUAACAUUUCAUGCUAACAGUGUAACCGAUCAUCUAAGUGACAAUGGGGAAAGUGAAUGGAAUACCUCACCAGCACAUAAACAAAUACUCAGUAGACAGGCUUUGUAUACAUGUGUUACAAAUGCCAAGGGUUUUACAGGUACAAAAAAUUUAGCACUGCAGAAGACCAUUCAUACUGGUCAGAAUCCCUUUACCACGUGUGACAAAAGUUUUGCACAGAAAAAUGAUAUGGCAAUAUCUCAGGAUGCCCACAUUUGGCAUAAGCCACAUAAAUGCACGAUGUGUGACAAGACUUUUGCAUAUAAAGGCUGUAUGUUGACUCAUCAAAGGAGUCACAAUAGGCAGAAGCCAUAUAAAUGUUCCAUGUGUGACAAGAGUUUCGUGCACAAGAGUCGACUAGUUCUUCAUCAGAGGAUGCAUUCAGGGAAGAAACCAUAUAAAUGUACUGUGUGUGACAAGAGUUUUGCAUACAAAAGCAGUGUGGUGGUUCAUGAGAGGCUUCACACUGGGCAGAAGCCAUAUAAAUGCACCAUGUGUGACAAGAGUUUUAUACAGAAGAAUCAUUUGGUGAUACAUCAGUAUACCCACAGUGGGCAGAAACCAUACAAAUGUACUACAUGUGACAAGAGCUUUGCACAGAAGGGCAACUUGAUAGAUCACCAGAAGAUCCACAAUGGGCAAAAAUCCUAUAAAUGUGGCACAUGUAAUAAGAGUUUUGUAGAAAAGAGACAUCUGACAGCACAUGAAAUAGUUCACACCGAGUAUAAGCCAUAUGAAUGCACCACAUGUGGUAAGACCUUUAAAUAUAAAAAUGCUAUGACUAGGCAUCAGAGUGUUCACUCUGGACAGAAACCCUAUAAAUGCCCAGUGUGUGACAAAAGCUUUGCUUAUAAAAGCUAUAUGGUAACUCAUCAGAGCAUCCACAAUGGUCUUAAACCAUAUAAAUGCACAAUGUGUGACAAAACAUUUACACAGAAGAGUUACGUGUUAGUUCAUGAGAGGAACCACACCGGGCAGAAACCCUUUAAAUGCACCAUGUGUGACAAGAGUUUUAGUGACAGGCUCAUUAUGUUACGUCAUCAGAACAUCCAUACUAGGCAGAAUAUCUAUAAAUGCAGUAUGUGUGACAAGACUUUUAUAAACAAAUACUCUAUGUUAAGUCACCAGAAAUUCCACAGUGCAGAGAAGCCUCAUAAAUGUACUAUAUGUGACAAGAGUUUUGUACAGAAGAAUCACCUGGAAAGACAUCAGUAUAUGCACAGUGGAGAGAAACCUCACAAAUGUAACAUGUGUGACAAGAGCUUUGCUCAGAAGUGUUAUCUGGUGAAACAUCAGAGGAUCCACAUGAGGUAGUGUUGCAUGUCGCAAGAGUAAAUGUAGCAGUGACAUGGUAAUAUACCACUGAGUCUAAUGUGGGCAGAGGCAAACAAAUGGGAUAUUGUAUCUCAAGAAAAUAAAUUGCUACACCAGCUGUGCUAGGAAAAACUAGACUAUUGUAAUUUAAAGCAUAUUUAAAAUGCUACUGAUAGAAGUAACCCCUUAUAAACAGCAGAAAGAAGCAAUUUUGAGUCCAAUGUGGGUGCUGAAAGGAACACUUCUAAAGGCUUAAAACUGAUUUUAUGAACUUUAAUUAUGCAGUAGAUAGAAAAAUAUGUGCACAAGAAAAAGUGCUAAAAGCUUCACGUGCAAAUUUUUGUUCAGUAAUAGAAAAGAGCCAUGAAAAACAGCACAUAGACAAAGAAACUUUGGUCUAUCUGGAAAAAAGAUGUGACAGAUGAAGCGCAAAAAUAUGAGGAACAAAAUCCAGAGAUUUUUGAGAUGUAUAAAAAACGAAACAUGGAGAUGGGAAAGAAAAAGAGAUCUGAUAUGGUACAGUAUUUAUGGAAAGGGGAAAACAAAACUAAU